Messenger RNA from Actinia tenebrosa (Australian red waratah sea anemone), 687 nucleotides. Its product is annotated as TNF receptor-associated factor 4-like. NCBI's taxonomy places the organism in Eukaryota, Metazoa, Cnidaria, Anthozoa, Actiniaria, Actiniidae. The record is from RefSeq and is a predicted model, not a curated record. Gene Ontology annotation, molecular function: zinc ion binding; ubiquitin-protein transferase activity; protein binding. Gene Ontology annotation, biological process: protein ubiquitination.
AUGGGAUACAAGCAUGAGCAGUUCUCCAAAAAACUCGAUCAAAACAUUCAAUGUUCUAUAUGCCAUGAGGUUUUCAAGGAACUUAUGAGUUGCACUGCAGGUCAUACUUUUUGCAGAGAAUGUAUCCACAGGUGGCUGCAAAGCAAUGAGAGAUGCCCAGCAGACAACACCUACCUGGACAAAAAAUCUCUUGUGCCUAACCUAACUGUCAAGGGAAUCAUAGAUGAUCUAGAUGUCUAUUGUCAUCCAGUAAGCAUUGGGAAUACUGAAUUGAGUCCUGCAAAUAAGAGAAUCAGGCUAGAAAAUAGUACAGACGAUGAAGGUGAUGAGGAGAACUGUUGCUGGACUGGCAAACUACAAGAUCUUCCCACCCACAGAAAAACUUGUGCUUUUGAACUAGUAUCCUGCACAUAUGAAAACUGCAAGCAGCAAAUCAAAAGAAAAGGAUUUGAAAAACAUAAAGAAGCAUGCAAGUACAAAAGAGUAGCAUGUAAGGAAUGCACAUCCUUUGUGGUAGAAUGUAAACUGCCAGAACAUCUAGAGAAUGACUGUCCUAAUGCUAUGAUUCCUUGUAAAAAUAACUGCAGCACAGAUGGUGCAGUGACCAAAAUAAAAAGUCAUGCCGUUCCACCAUUCGAAAGCACAGUUAAUCCGCACGGGAUGAAUGAGCGCUUCACCUUUAAUUAG